CUAAGAUGUGUUGACUACUGCGCCAUCUGACGGUCUGUAAUAAAACGAAUUGUUUGAGUUGAAUGUCUUUGGUGUUUCUACCUCUUAUGUGCUUCAAGGAUUUACUUUUAGUGCAGUUUGAUUUACCGUUUUCUAUGUACAAUAUUCGAAAGUUCGACUACAUUGUCCAUGAUGUCUUUCCUUUUUAAAGACAUUAGAAUCUGAUUUGAGGGAGAUUUGGUUGCUGCUUCUAGCAGGUCAUACAACCAUGUAAAUGCUCCCUCGUUUGCUUGAAGAUGAAUUAGAAAUAGCUAUGCCUGCUUCUACAUCCUUGUUUCAAAUCCCAGUAGAGACAGCUUUGCUUUUCAUCCCUUCAACAUCAGCAAAUUGAGAUGUUUUUGUGAGACCUGUUACCAUUUCAAGAACACCAGUUAUAACUUCCUCUUUUUCGAGAAAGACAAAGGAUCCAUCAACCCAACAGAGCUUUUUUUUCAAUCAUUGUGUUAUAAAAGACGUGGUUAGGCACAACAAGGGAGAUAAUACUUCCACUAUACAGUAAUUCUCUCCCUUGGUUGCCAACCACGGCACUGUUGAUGUUGCACUAGCCAUGACGAUCAUGGAAGAUCAAAUAGAGUUAACUGAGGGGUGUCGCCUCCCCGUACUGCUAAAGAAUGGUGAAGGCUGGCAUUCGGCGGAGAUCCUUAGCAAAAAAGAAGUCGGUGGUAAGCCGCUCUACUAUGUGCAUUUCGACGAUUUUAAUAAACGACUUGAUGAAUGGGUGCCAGAAGAAAGAAUGGACUUGACUAAAGUUGAGAUGGCUAAAAAAGAUUCCAAAUCAGCCAAAAAAGAUUCUAAAACUGGUGAAGAAAAUAGUCGCCCUAGUACUCCAGAGAGAGAUGCACUUCCUGUGGUUGCAGCUCAAUUAGCAAGUCUACCACCAGUUGCAAGCCCUAUACCGCCUGUAGUGUUGCAGACUCCUGCAGGCUCUCCCGAUACAGACAUUAAUAUGUCUAAUGGCUUUGCUCGACAGAAAGUUCCAGCAAAUGGCUCUCUACAGAAACAGAAGUCUACUCCAGGAAGGAAACGGAAAUCAACUUUGGAAGAAGAAGCUUGCACCCCUCUGACCCCUCAAACAGAAUUACUUCCAGUCACUUCUGAGAGUGGUCAGCCCAAGUUACCACGUCAAACAGGCAGCAUGGUGGCCCACCACGAUGACUUUAUCACUCGCAUGAAGAACAUUGAAAUGAUUGAAAUCGGCAAGUAUCGUAUUGAACCUUGGUACUUCUCACCUUACCCUCAGGAACUCACUCAGCUACCCAUUGUCUAUAUCUGUGAGUAUUGUCUCAAAUAUGUGAAAAGCAAUAAAUGUCUCCAACGACAUCUGUCUAAGUGCUUAUUGCGACACCCACCUGGCAAUGAGAUUUAUCGCAAGAACCAUGUUUCUUUCUUUGAAAUUGAUGGUCGUAAAAACAAGACUUAUGCGCAGCAUCUCUGUCUGCUGGCUAAACUGUUCCUCGAUCACAAAACUUUAUAUUACGACACAGAUCCAUUUUUGUUUUAUGUUCUCUGUGAAUUGGAUUGUCGUGGUUACCAUAUAGUUGGUUAUUUUUCAAAGGAGAAAGAAUCUAGCGAAGACUACAACGUUGCUUGCAUCCUUACCCUUCCCCCUUACCAAAGAAAGGGAUACGGCAAGUUAUUAAUUGAGUUCAGUUAUGAGCUUUCUAAAUUUGAAGGCAAGACAGGCUCUCCUGAAAAACCGCUUUCGGAUCUGGGUUUACUUUCGUAUCGCAGCUACUGGUCACAGACCAUUCUCGAUAUUUUGAUAAACUUAAAACCAAAUGAAGCGGGUGAACCGCCCAGCAUCACCAUCAAUGAAAUCUCUGAGAUGACGAGCAUCAAAAAGGAAGACGUCAUUUCAACACUACAACAUCUUAACCUUAUAAACUAUUACAAAGGACAGUAUAUCAUUACAUUAUCACAUGAACAGCUGGAAUCACAUUUCCGUGCGAUGGAGAAGAGGAAAACCUUUAUAGAUUCAAAAUGUUUGCAUUGGCAACCAAAAGACUGGAGUAAACGCGGGAAGUGGUAAUUGAUUUUCACUUUCUGAUCCUCCACCACCCCCAACUUUCUAUUGCUCACUGCUCCCAUCAUUUUCUUUCUUCUGCUCUUAAUCUUUUUAGCUAUUCACUAUAGCAUCUACAACAUCUUGAAACUGAUGUCGGUAGUUUGUGAUUAGCUGGCUGUGAGAAAGAUAGCUACCUGCUUCAACCACAUUUAGCUGUUAUUAUGUCUGACCUGAAAAAUGCCUUUGUAUACUUUUGUGCAAAGUGUUAACUAAAACAAAAAAACGUUGAAUUUGCUUAUUGAUACCUAUAUGCUUGCAUGCAUGCGUGUAUGUAUGUAUGUUCCUAAUAGAUGUUUAUAUUUGUGUAUAAAUGAUAAAAAGUAGAAAACAUAUGCAGAGAAACACACUGAUAAUGAGUUUUUUUAUUGUUUUAUUUGAAUCAUUCUUUUGUAUGUGGAUUGGUGAGUCUCUGCGAAGAAUUUUUCUUGUUGAUGUUUGAAUAUAAUACUUGUGUAUGCAUAGAUUAUGUUUAUAUAUGCAUGAAUUAAAAAUGUUUGUGUAUGAGUGUAAUACAUACACAUAGACAUAUAUACUGUAUUUUGAAAUAAUAGCAUGAAAUUCAGUAUCAAAAAAUUCUUCACAAAGAUAUAUAUGUCUAAAAUAGUAUUGUAUUAAAAGCAUAUAUAAACAUAUGAAACAUGACCACUUAAGAAUUUGUUAAUUAAUGCAUCUUACAGUCUUUUCACAAAAGUAUUGUCAUUAUAAUAUCAUGUUUCAUAUAUUUUUAAUACAAUACUAUUUUAGACAUAUAUAUCUUCGUGAAGAAUUUUUCGAUACUGAAUUUCAUGCUAUUAUUUUUGGUAUUGAAUUUCAUUCUAUUUCAAGAUACAGAAUAUAUAAUCGCUCGUAUUAAUGUCUAAAUAAUUUUUUAGUAUUAAUAUAUUUGACAUUUUAUACAAAGCGCACUCAUUAUGAAUUCAGUGUAUAAUAUUCUAACAGAAUAUAUUUAAUUAAUGAUACAUAUAGACAUAGCCGUAGCUGUGUGGUAAGUUAGCUUUCUAACUACAUGGUUCUGGGUUCAGUCCCAUUGUGUGGCACUUUGAGUAAGUGUCUUCUGCUAUAGCCUCAGGCUGACUAAAAUCUUGUGACUGGAUUCGGUAGAUGGAAACUGUAAGAAGCCCAUCAUAUAUAUGUGUGUGUGUGUGUGUCAUUAUGUCUGUGUUUGCUCCCCACCAUUGGUUGACAAUUAGUCUUGGUGUGAUUUUGUCCCUGUGACAUAGCAGUUUGGUAAAAGAGACUGAUAGAAUAAGUAGCAGGCUUUAAAAAUAAUUCAAGUCACUGCUCCAGCAUGGCUGCAGUCAAAUGAUUGAAAAAAAGAAAGAAAAAGACUAUAUGUUUGUCUGUGUAAAUUUAAGAAUCAAAGACUAAAGUGACCCCAAAUCCAAAGGGGAGUCUGUAUGCGUUAAAAAUAACUAUAGAGCAAAUAGUUAUAGUUUAUUGAUUUCUUUUAUUGGCAAAAAACUCUGCUUUUGCUAAUUUAGCAGCUCGUCAGAAACUACUUCAUCUGAGCUGUAAUAUUAGCAGAGUUUCUUUACUAAAACGUUACAUCUUCAAAUUAUAUAUCUAUGUGUGUAUGUGCCUGUAUACAUUUACAUACACAUAUACACACUGUGUGUGUAUGUGUACAACUGUAGAUGAGCAAUGUCAAACAAAUGGUAAUUUUCAUCAGACAUGGUCCGACAGAGCAGUGCAUUUAUUUUCAGACAGUUUCUUUUUUUUUUUCUAAGAACUCCUCCAAUCACAAAAGUAGGAUGUGUUCAUAUUCUAAACUAUGGUAAACGACACCAGAUUCCAUCACUUUGUUCAUCUAGAAAAAAUAAAUUUGUUAAUAUACCUCUCAGUAUAUACAUCAUA
Molecule: messenger RNA, 3958 nt
Organism: Octopus bimaculoides (California two-spot octopus)
Lineage: Eukaryota; Metazoa; Mollusca; Cephalopoda; Octopoda; Octopodidae
Product: histone acetyltransferase KAT5
Biological process (GO): regulation of DNA-templated transcription; double-strand break repair via homologous recombination
Cellular component (GO): NuA4 histone acetyltransferase complex
Molecular function (GO): histone H4K16 acetyltransferase activity
Source: RefSeq, a predicted model, not a curated record